AUGCACGUCCACGCCAUGAGGACACAGACCCGGGCUGCCAGGAACAACGAUUCAGACGACACGUCCUUUUCUGCCGCUCACAUUAUUGCCGCGCUGCGUUUCUUUGCUGCCCUCCCGCUCCUCUGCAAGCUUGCUUCGUCUCUGCGUCUUCAAGUUGCACCCAACGGAGGCAACGCGUCCAGCCCGCUGCUGUACGGUCUUCUCUACGAGGAAAUCUAUCACUCGGGCGAUGGCGGACUCUACGGCGAGAUGAUCCGCAACCGUGCGUUCCAGGGCCGUCUGGUCCUGGACGGCGGGCCUGCUUCGAGAGAAACAGGGAGUUCUGGCAUCCGCCUCAUGUACCAGAUGCGCAUGGACGUACCCGAGGGCACUACAGGCCCCGUUGGUUUCUACAACGACGGGUUCUGGGGGUUCCACGUGGACGCGUCCAAGGAGUAUGCGGCGAGCUUCUAUCUGCGAUGCGACUAUGGCGGCGGCGUCGAGUGCUUCUUCACCAACACGCUCACGGGCGAGAAGCUGUCGUCCGCCAAGACGGAGGCCAGCCAAGACGCCUCCCAGGAAUGGGUCCAGCACCACCUCCCCACGUUCCAGCCCCUAACCAGCGCCAGCACGCCCAACAACACCUUCUCCUUUGUCUUUGAUGGAAGCCGGCUGGUGGGCCAGAGCGUAUACGUCAACCUGCUCAGCCUUUUCAAGAAGACCUGCCAGAACCGCGACAACGGGCUGAGGGAGGAUCUCGCCCAGACCUUGGCCGACCUCAAGGCCAGCUGGAUCUGUUGGAACGAGACCAUUGGGCCCCUGGAGGAGCGCGUUGGCAAGCUCGGUGUCUGGGGCAACAUUGAGACGCAAGGCUUCGGACUUGUCGAGCAGAUGCGUAUGGCCAGGUACAUGGACCUGACCGUUGUCCUGGGUAUUUUCAACGGUCUCUAUUUCAACGGCGACUUGAUUCCCGAGGAUGAGCUGCAGCCGUACAUGGACUCGGCCAUGGACUCGCUCGAGUUUUUGACAUACCCCGUCUUUGUGGGCGAGUACGCGUCCAUCCGCGAGGGCAGCGCCACGGGACCCGAGACUGGGGCGCAGACAUUUGGCAUGCCCUCCAGGGAGGCCAUCAUGCUGCUUGGCAUCGAGAGAAACUCGUACAUUAUCCUCGAGUUCGUGUACGGCGCGCUCAUCAAGCAGUACGACGAGAAUCCCAACACCGUCGCCGUCAUCAAGCACACGGCCAACGAGAUCCUGCGCUCCAUGAGCUACUACCUGCAGCAGCUGUCUGCCGCGCACGUUGGCACCGAUACGCUGCCCGCCAAGGCGACAGAGGGUGGGCUGGGCCCUGUCUGGUGGUCAGCCACCAAGGCGGGUCGGCGGACUGUCCUCAAGAUGGUCAACUACAAUGGUGGGACGGGCGCGGAGAAUUCGGUGAAGGUUCAGGUCAAGGGCUCGCGCGCCUGCACGACUGAGCUGACAGCCUUUACGGCGUAG
Messenger RNA from Emericellopsis cladophorae, 1476 nucleotides. RefSeq lists its product as uncharacterized. Gene Ontology annotation, molecular function: alpha-L-arabinofuranosidase activity. The record is from RefSeq and is a predicted model, not a curated record. NCBI's taxonomy places the organism in Eukaryota, Fungi, Ascomycota, Sordariomycetes, Hypocreales, Bionectriaceae. The coding region runs from base 1 to 1476 and encodes 491 amino acids. The transcript has 6 exons.